Messenger RNA from Monosiga brevicollis MX1, 627 nucleotides. RefSeq lists its product as uncharacterized. NCBI's taxonomy places the organism in Eukaryota, Choanoflagellata, Craspedida, Salpingoecidae. Gene Ontology annotation, cellular component: endoplasmic reticulum. The coding region runs from base 1 to 627 and encodes 208 amino acids. The record is from RefSeq and is a predicted model, not a curated record. Gene Ontology annotation, biological process: lipid homeostasis. The transcript has a single exon.
AUGGAUCGCUGGGCCUUGCAGACCAACCCGCGUGCGCUGGGAUGGACGCUGUCCACCGUCACGGCGAUCAUCACAGCCGUGGCCGCCACGGGCGAGACCAUCAACGGCCUGGUGCAGGGCUACGAUAGUGACGAGUUUUUCAGCAGCCACCGCCUGUCACGCUUCAUCCUGACCUACGUCUUUGUCAACUUUAGCCUCGACCUCGUACUCGGGUCCAUCGACUACCCGCAGUUUAUUGAUCCGCUGAGCGGCUGGACCCACCACAUCCUCUUCAACACCCUCAUCCUGGGCCUGACCUACCACGACUCCCACAACACGCUCUUUUACGCCUUUAUCGAGGAGAUCCCCACCCUCCUGUUGGGCCUGGGCAACAUUCAUCUGCCGUGGCGCCAGGACUUGCUCUUUGGUGCCACCUUCUUCCUCACUCGCAUUUGCUACCAUGCCUACCACGCCUACGUCAUUCUCACUCACAUUCAUCAGCCUCGACCGAGCGUCAUCUAUGCCGCCCUCUUCACCUCCUUGACCUUUCUCCUUCACGUCUAUUGGUUUAGCAAUUGGGUCCGCAAUCUGCCCAAGUACCUCAAAGCGAUUGCGCGCUCUGCCAACGAGCGCCCCAAAGCCCAAUAA